Porites lobata is the source of this 633-nucleotide messenger RNA. NCBI's taxonomy places the organism in Eukaryota, Metazoa, Cnidaria, Anthozoa, Scleractinia, Poritidae. The record is from the annotation of a GenBank genome assembly.
AUGUAUGACCACACAAACCUAUUAAGCUGCAUGACGCUUGAUGUCGAGAACUGCCACGCUGCUGUACAUGUAAAGCAGGCAAACUUAUCCCAGGCAGAGUACUGCAAGUCAUUCGGAACUACUAUGAAAGAACCGGUAAAACGCGUAACCAACUGGGCAGCGUACUAUCACACGAGCAGGCGAUCAUGGUACCCCACUCCAGAGAGAGCCUUGUUGCUGUCCCAGGUUCCUGUGAUGAAUCCUCUUCCUAUCGUCAACAUGUGUCAAGCAGACUGUGAUUCACUUAGGGACUGGGCCGCCUCCUAUGGAGCUGCCGUAAGACAGCGAACUGUACGCCAAGAGACCACUAUGGCACGACACGGUACACUCCCUGAGUUUAUGUACCAGAGACAAUGUGAAAUCUUUGAGAACCCUGUCUCCAUUGCGUUUGACGUGCAGUCUGAUGAUACUUCAGACGAUUUCGCAGUAAACCAGGAAGAGGAGGGGGGCAAUUUUGAUGAAAGCAGCGAUGAAGAAGUUGAAGAAGAUUCCACGUUGCUCCAAGGGGAAAUUGGAAGUUCGGCGACAUUCUUAAUAGGUGCAAGAACUCGGUACGGAAGAGCUGUACGUUUUAACAAUCGUCUUCUCCACUGA